AUGGAGGCCAGCGUAACACCAGCAUGGAAGGCACAAGCGCGUACACACGCGACCGCCAUUUCUACCGCUUCCACCGCCAACUCCUCCCUCGCGGCUUCAGCUUACGUGUCGUCCGCCGUGCCGAAGGCGCAGCACCACCACAGCCAACGACGCGGCCCCGGCUUUCUCUGCCCGCGCUCGCGGAUCGUUUACAUGCGCGCACCGUUCACGCGGCCACACAGGCGGCACGUUCCUAGCGUGCUCGUACCGUCGCGGUCGGGGAGGCGCGGCCGCGGAGACGGCCUUAAAUGCGAUGUGUUAGUGCCUGGGUGUCCUUCUCCCGGCGAGCUGAGUGAAGGGGAGGGGGAGAAUUCGCGCGGACCGGACGGGCUCCGGUGGAGGCGCGGGCAGAGGGGCUCGGCGCGCAGCGAGAAUUUGGCGGUGGAGCAGCAGGCGGAAGAAAAACCCGAUAAUUGGGACUUUGUUGGGUCAAGUGGCGAUUCUUCGGGUUCUGGAGACGAGGGUUCGAAUCCUCAUGAGUUCACAUUUUCGGCGGAGAACAGUGUGAUGGUGGACCAAGUGCGAAUGCUACAGCACAUCCACUCCUGCGCGCACGCGGAAGAGGAUCUUGCGGGAGGGGAUGCAAGGGGGAUAAUGCGCGCGACCGCCGGGGGGAUGAAGCCGCGCGUGCUGAAAGCAAGCACGCCGAUUCGUGAUAUUUAUAAGUCGGAAGGUACGCCAGGCGAAGUUCGCCAAUUCAGGGUUAGAGGGGGAAAGUACGUAUGGAAAAGGAAGGUGGGAAAAGGGAGAAGGUUGGGGGAAUGGAGGUCCGUGGACGUGAAUGGGGUCACGGAGGAGAGACAUGAGACUGCGGAGCCUCCGUUCCGCGUCGCCCUUACUUCCCCCUCGCCUUCUCUCCGCUCCACACGGUUCCCUCCUCCCCCCUUCCCCCCUCCUUCCCCCCCCUCACCUCCCCAUUCCUCUCUUCCCUCUCCUUUCUCCCCUCUCCUUCCUCCCUCGGUUCCGGCAGGUCCUAUCGACGAGGAUGUGGUGUGCAUGCAGGCUGACUGGCCGCUGACGUGGACGCACAUCACGCUCGCGACUGGCGUAUCGGUGGGCUCCGGAAUUGCCGGGCCCGAGGACGUCACGAUGCUCACUCAGGCGACAACUUGCACCGCCAUUCUAUGCUUGCAGGGCGAGGAGUCCUUGGAGUCGUUCGGAGUUAACUGGAAGGCCGUUCAGGAGCAGGCGGAGCAGUGCGACGUCGCCAUGUUCCGCGUUCCCGUGCCGGAAUUCGACCAGCAGAAACAGGUAACCCGAGUUGCUGGUAUGGUGGAGGCGGUGCGUCUCCUGGCGUCGCUGCUGGUGACAGGUCACAGGGUCCACGUGGCAUGCGCUACAGGGAAGAACUGCAGCCCGCUGGUCGUGCUCGGCUACCUGACGUUCUUCCAGGGCCUCGCGUGGAGCGAAGCCAAGGCCAUGAUCGUUGACAGCGUGCCGUCCGCCGACCCGUCGCACGAGGCGUGGGAGCAGCUCGUGCUGUCAGCAGCGGACGGGGUGGGCCCGCACAAAAGGUCGGGACAGGAUGACGGAGCUGCCAGAGGAGCAGUACCAGCGCCGCAUAUAGCUGGGCGCGCCUUCCCCUUUAGUACUCCUUGCCCGGCUGGUGCUCUCAGCAGCGGACGGGGUGGGCGCGCACAGGAUGACAGAGCUAGCAGAGGAGCAGUACCAGCGCCGCAUAGAGCAGGGCGCGGGCGAUACACCAUGCCUCAUCCUCUCACCCCAUCCACCCAUUCCCCCAUUUUCCCCCUCUCCUCCCCGCUCCCCUAUUCCCUGCCUCGCCCAGGCUCGUCUGGUGCUGUCAGCAGCGGACGUGGUGGGCGCACACAGGAUGACAGAACUAGAAGAGGAGAAGUACCAGCGGCGCAUAGAGCAGGGCGCACCUUCCCCUUAAGCACUCUUCCCGCCUACUUCCCCUGUCUCCCCUCCCCCAUUCCCUGCCUGCCUCUCCCAGGCCCGGCUGGUGCUGUCAGCAGCGGACGGGGUGGGCGCACACAGGAUGACAGAGCUAGCAGAGGAGCAUUACCAGCGGCGCAUAGAGCAGGGCGCGGGCGAUACACCAUGCUUCAACCCCCUACCCCUUCCCUCUCUCCCCCUCCUUCCUCCGGUAUCACCCAGGCUCGUCUGGUGCUGUCAGCAGCAGACGGGGUGGGCGCGCACCGAAUGACGGAGCUAGCAGAGGAGCAGUACCAGCGGCGCAUCGAGCAGGGCGCGGGCGCGGAGGGCGGGGGGCAGACGGCAAGGGACGACUGGGAGGAGGCGCAGAGGCGACUCAUCACAGAGACUCUCCAGCACAGGGUGUCCGCUGACGUCACCAUCUCGCAGUCGCUCUCCAAGGCGGCAUCUCGCCAGGCGUCAUCCCCCAAGCCACGGGAGGUGCAGCCGAGGGAGGCGCAGAGCUUCUCUCCUGUGGUGGACUCGCAGAUGGCGCCUCCACUGGAAACGCCCUUCCAGGUACCUCCUACCUCUCUGCAGCACAGGGUGUAUGCUGAUGUGGCCAUCUCCCAGUCGCUCCCCAAGGCAGCAUCUCGCCAGGCGUCUUCCCCCAAGCCACGGGAGGUGCAGCCGAGGGAGGCGCAGAGUUUCUCUCCUGUGGUGGACUCGCAGAUAGCGCCUCCCCUGGAUACGCCCUUCCAGCAGCCACACAUCCUCGACUCAGUCUACUCAUUCGUCAACGAUCCCCCUCCCAUGCAUGGCCCUCUCUGCCACCUCUCAUUGCCCCUCACUGCAUUUGCAUCCCUUCACUCCUAUUGUUGUUACCCCCCUCCACCCUGUCCCCUCCCCUCACAGCAGCAGCCGCACAUCCUUGAUUCCGUCUACUCCUUUGUCAACGACCACCACUCUCACGCAUGGCCCCUCGCUGCCCCGCCUCCCGCUGACGCGCCUCCUGCUUUUGAGGAGGGUGUACUAGGGGAGGUUGUUCUGGACGGGGAGGGUGUUGUGGGGGAGGUGUCAUCUGGAGUGGAGGAGCGCAUUGCACUGCUGGAGCAGAAGCACCUGGCGGCCAUGGCUGCUGCUCGGUCUGCCACAGAACAGGAGCGAUUCUUCAUGCAGCACGUGAGCGAGCUGAGGGUGCGAUUCUUCAUGCAGCACGUGAGCGAGCUGAGGGAGAGCGAGACUGCAGCGCGCAUGGAGGCAGCAGCAGCACACGAGCGCAUAGCCCUGCUCACCGCCCAGGUCGAAGCCCUCAACCUCUUCCAGCAGCAGCAACAGCAGCAGGAGGAGGAAGAAAGGCAGCAGCGUGAGAAGGAGCAGCAGGAGCAGAGGGAACAGCAGGAGUUGCAGGCUGCUGCGUUCCUGGGAGUAGAUUCUGCAGCUGCUGCUGCUGCAGCGGCGGCGUCGGCAGAAGCAACGGCGGCAGCAGUGGCUGCAGCAGCAGCCGAGGCCGAAGCAGCCGCAGCAGCAGCAGCGGAGCGAGAAUCGGCACUCCAUUCCCAGCUCACGGAAGUUUCCCAGGAGCUUUCCCUCCUUCAGGAGCGAGAGAGGGAGCUUUUAUCGGCCCACGAAGCAGCAGAGGCGAAAGCACAGGCAGCAGAGGAGCGGGCGGCUGACUUAGCUAACAGAAUCGCGCAGAUGGAAGAAAUGGAAGCAGCAGCAAAGGAAGCAGCGGCGGUGGCUUUGGAGCGAAUGCAAGCACUUGCCGAACAGGUGAAGGAACUUUCUGAGAAGGAGCGCGCGGCCUCCGCACGGAUGGGCGAGAUGGAGACGCGGCUGGAGGAGGCUUCCGAGAAAUCGGCGGCGGAUCACGACCUGAUGGUGAAACUGGAAGACCGGGCAGAACGGGCAGAAAAAGAAGCGAGGAAGGCCCAGGAGGCGCUGGGAGCGGCCAACGAGCGAGUGAAAUUUUUCUUCCGGGUGAUGAGAGGGCUCCGGGAUAGGGAGAGGGCAGCGAAAGAAGCUAUGCACGCUGCGACAGACCGGCUUGAAGCUGCUGUGACUGAAGCGGAGAACCUCCGGAGGAAGGACGAGUUGAUGCGAGAGGCGUGGGCGGUGGCGAGCGAGCGGAUUGAGCUGCUGACGCGGCAGGUGCAGCAGGUGGAGGGGCUGAAAAUGGAGGUGAAGCGAGAAGCGGUGGAUGCUGCGAAGGUGUUCUUGCAUGAGAGUGAUGAGCACAGGCUGAUGGCUGCUAGGGAGGAGUUGAGUGCGGCGGAGGAGAGAGAGAGGAUGCUGCAGGCGCAGUUGGAGAGGCUGGGUGCUGAGCUGGCGGCGGCAAGAGAUGACAUGGCGGAAAGGGAUGCCAGGCUGGCGGCGGUGGCUGCUGAGGUGGCGGAGAGGGAGCGGGUGGUGGAGGAGAGCCGGGCGGCGAUUGGGGCGGCGGAGAAGAGGAUUAAGGAGCUGGAGGAGCAGGUGGGGGUGGCGGAGGAGAGGGAGCGGAAAGCCAAGAGGGAGGCUGAGGAGGCAGAGGCGGUACUAGCUGCUGCUCUGGCUGCUGCCGAGACGAAAGACCGAGAGUAUACCCUCAUGGAGACGCCUCAGAAGACUGCUGCAGCUGCAGCAGCUGGAGCUGUUUCCGCUGUUGCUGCUGCUGGUGGUGCCAGCAGUGCUGCCGGUGCAGCAGCGAGCGGUGCAGCAGAUCAGCUGAUAGCCCGCCUGCAGUCGCAAGUGGCUGCCAUGUCCAGUGAGCUUGAAGGGGCCCGCAACGCCGCUGCUGCUGCGAGCGAACGGAGUGCGUUCCUCAUGCGGCAGGUGGCUCGGCUGAAGGGGACUGCUGCUGCUGACGCUGUGUCUCGGUCCCAGGGGGGUUCAGGAGGAGGGAAAGGGGAAGGGUCGAGCUCGAAACACAGAGUGGCGGCUUUAGAGGUGGAGAUUCGAGCGUUGGAGAAGCGCGAACGGGCAGCGCGGGCAGAAGCGGAGGCGGAAAAGGCCCGGGUGCGGGAGCUUGCGGCGCAGGUCGGGCAGCUGGAAAGCAAGGAGCGUGCAGCCCGGGAGAAACUUCAGUCGUCGCAGGACCGGGUGGGGUUCUUCCUGCGUCAGGCUGUGGAGCUGAGGGAGAGGGAGGGCGCGAGUAAGAGCGCGCUAAAAGAGACUUUUAAGAAAGUGGAGGGGUUGUCGCACCAGGUGGGGCUGCUGCAGGGGGAGUUGGUGCGGGCGAGCAAGGAGUCCGGCAAGUCUACAGAUGCUGUGGAGAGGCUGCAGCUGCUAACAAUGGAGCUGAAAGAAAAGUAA
This is a messenger RNA of Closterium sp. NIES-65, 5205 nucleotides long. Lineage: Eukaryota; Viridiplantae; Streptophyta; Zygnematophyceae; Desmidiales; Closteriaceae. The record is from the annotation of a GenBank genome assembly.